This is a messenger RNA of Rhinocladiella mackenziei CBS 650.93, 2226 nucleotides long. RefSeq lists its product as uncharacterized. Lineage: Eukaryota; Fungi; Ascomycota; Eurotiomycetes; Chaetothyriales; Herpotrichiellaceae. The record is from RefSeq and is a predicted model, not a curated record. Gene Ontology annotation, molecular function: DNA-binding transcription factor activity, RNA polymerase II-specific; zinc ion binding; DNA binding. Gene Ontology annotation, biological process: regulation of DNA-templated transcription; DNA-templated transcription. The transcript is spliced from 4 exons. The coding region runs from base 1 to 2226 and encodes 741 amino acids.
AUGUCCUCCUUCUACCCUCCUCACGAAUUAGGCUCUGCUUCUCCCCAUGAAGGAUCCUCUCAUCUGGGAGACAAUUUGCGCCCGGGCGGAGGAGCAAGUGGUACUCCAUCACCCGCUCAAAUUUCUGCCAUGAUGAUGCACAAUCCGAAAAGGGCAUAUCGACAGAGAAGAAAGGAUCCGAGUUGCGACGCAUGUCGUGAACGCAAAGUGAAGUGUGAUGCGACCGAGACGUCGAGUUGUACGGAAUGUUCCAGUCGCAAUGUUCGUUGUCAAUUCACCAAGGAUACGAAUCGUCGCAUGUCCUCCAUCAAACAAGUUCAGGAUUUGGAGAGACAACUCCUAGAAACCCGUCAACAGCUCGAGCGGUUUCGUGCUGUAGAGCAAAGGAUUGAUCUUUCCAGCGACCUCCAUCCUGACUCGGCCUCGUCGGUUUUCACUGAAUUCCCGUCUAUCGGAAAAUCUCCUCGAAGGAUGUUGAAAGCAAGAUCUCCCCAAGACCUUACAAAUGCAAGGGUACAAUUGAAUGAUGUCGGUCGUGGCUUGUUGAAACCUCCAGUAACAGAGGCGCAACUUCGAUCCCACACUGCUGCACAUUCGCCCGUUUCGGAUCUACCGGGAUUGCCCUCACAACCGGCAGCAGAACGACUCCUCCAUUACUACCAUGAAUGCGUUCAUCGUCACUUUCCCGUUCUCUAUUGGCCAAAGUUUCAGCGAACGUUUGCCAUUGCCAUGGAGAGAGACAGCGCACAUUCGUUAUCAACGGAUUGGAUCGCGACCUUAUACGGCGUACUCGCGUGCGGUGCUCUGGCUACACAUGAUCCUAGCCGACUUCCGGAGGCACAGGAAUACCUGACAAGGUCGAUAUCAAUCAUCAAUUUCUGGGAAGAUGAUGUGUCUACAAACCAGGCAAUUGUGGCCUUUUUGGCCAGCAUUGGGCUGCUAGAGAUGAACAGGAAGUCUGCCAGCUGGAUUUGGCUCGGGUCUGCUAUUCGCAUUGCCCAAGAUUUAGGUCUCCAUGUUCAAGGGGGCCAGUGGUCACCUAUUGAAGGGGAGAUGCGCAAACGUAUCUGGUAUUCGUUUUAUGUAUGGGAUCGACUUCUCGCUUUAGAAUUGGGAAAGCCAAUGCUCAUCAACGAUGACGAGUGUGAUACGGAGUAUCCAGAAGUCCUUGAUGAAGAGCGCCUUGUGACCGACGGGAUUCAGAGUCCUCUUCCCCCCACGUUACUCCUGGCCAAUAUUCAUAUUGCCCGACUCAUGGCACCACUCGCCAAAAUGUUCCGGUCCCUUUGUAUCACCAACGAGGCCCUCGGCAAAUUCGAAAGCUAUCUGGGGGAUUGCCUACAGUUGUUUCCCACGCCAUUGCAGCUAUCGUCCUCAACACCCUUAGAUCCAUGUGUUAUGGCGCCUCUACUUUAUUUUCAGAAUACCCGCAUCAUGCUUCAUCGCCAUAAUUUGUCUCCCUCUUGCUCACAUGAACAGAGGGUGCAAGCCAUCGAUCAGUGCGUCCAUGCUUCUCGAGACACGGCAACCCUGCUCUCACGUAGUAUGAUUCCGCACGUACAAUCACAAGACUGGCAGCAACGCUUUAUUCUCUCUUCCACUACUCUGCUUUGCACACACAUGUGGCGGUGUAUGCUCUUUUUGUCUUUUCGACAACUUUACGACAGUUUCUUUUUGGUUCUGAGGGCCGCUUCAACAAUCAAUGACUCUAGAACCAUCAAUAUCUCCUGUGGAAGACAUCUCUCAUUUUUCUUGCGUCGGUUGAUUGAACGUUCGGAGCAAGCAACCAGAUACGAGGUCGAACAAGAUGAGGAACUCCUGGUAUACCUAUCUGGGGAUCUUCAAGCAAGUACGAAUAGUUGGGUAUGGGGCAAUGCUGAAACCGGAACUCAUCUGAGCCGUCGCCAGAAACAUGGCCGGCCGAGACAUGCACAUCAAGACAAUGAUCCUCAAGCUUCGUCGAAUGCUCAAUCACCGUCCUGGGAUAGUAUAUUGUCCGAAGAAGAACAACACGACUGGGGGGGAUGGUCGCAUGUUGAACAAUUGGCGAAAUAUUUACAACAGUUGCACGAAUUCCGACAAAAUCAUCCACAAAACCCGAUGCCGCCUGGUUUUCCAAGACUGCCAGCGCCGGGUGGACAUUCGCCUGGUCCCACGCUUCCUCCAAUCAGUACCCCGAUAGCAGACUCGAAUCGGUCACGAAUGACCAUCGCAAAUAUUAUAUAG